Mycena citricolor is the source of this 2128-nucleotide messenger RNA. Lineage: Eukaryota; Fungi; Basidiomycota; Agaricomycetes; Agaricales; Mycenaceae. The record is from the annotation of a GenBank genome assembly.
AUGAGCUCAAUUACGCUUGUUAGAUAUGAUCACCACCAAGACGAAGGCGGUCCGGAUCAUGCCGGCGCGUAUCAAGGUGCCUGGCCGGAUAGCGAGCAUCCGGCGCUCCUCCCGACGCCCUGGCUCCGCAUGCGCGACGACGGAGUCCCGGACGCUCAGACGAUCAUCCAUGAUGUGCGGAUUCACAACGAUCUCUUCCUCGCUGGCAUCGUGGUGUUGUAUUGGGAGCACCUGGUCACAUUCGAGGACGAGGUGAAGUACCUGUGGCAGAGGACGAGGACGGCGAGCACCUAUGCGUUCUUGCUCAACCGCUACCUCGCGUCGCUCGGCAAUCUAGUUGUGUUGGUGUUUCACUUCACACCACUCCCCUCAACGGUGCAACGGCGCGAACCUGUUUCGUCAGCUGCUUCUCCUUCUCAAUCAGAUCGUGAUCUGUGGUGGGCCUGUCUCCUCUUCAUGGCUUGCGUUGGCUCACAUGAAAUGCCAGUUCUGCUCACGCUGAGAAUAUACGCGAUCUACGGUCGGGGGAGCCAUCUGUGGAAAUAUCUUAUCGUGGCGGGCCUGGGUUUGCUAGCCAUCUCGGUGUGGGCCGUCAGCGGCAGUCGAGGCACACCUCUUCCGGACGACACUGCGGGUGGCUGCCAUACCGGUGUAUCGGAGAAAGUGGCCGUCCACCUCGUGGUACCCUGGGAGGCGUUAUUCGUCUACGACUGGCUCAUCUUUGCUGCCCUCUUUGCACGAUCUAUCCGAGCCCGGAGGGAAGAGAACGUCCGGCUACAGAUCGCACCAAGGGAUGGAGAGUUUCCGCUGUUCAGUUUGUUGAUCCGUGAUGGUGCGAUAUACUUCGUCGUGAUGGCGCUCACCAAUCUGGCCAACAUUCUGACUUUUUAUUUUACACGAUCUAUCAUUAAGGGAUGUGUAUCCACGCUUGCCAGCUGCCUCUCGGUGACAAUGAUGUCCCGUCUCAUGAUCAACCUCCACAAGGUGGACGCCGUCAAGGGCAUAUUCUCGUCCAAUGCGACGAUCGACCACUGGCGGUAUGGCACGGGCCGGCCGACCGUGGAACUGGACUCAUCCGUUCCAUGCCGCAUGGUCGAAGCCGCGCAGCCGCAGCUGACAUGGGAUGUCGGGAUUCGCAACGUGCUGCACAUCGUGGGCAUCGUGAUUCUGUACUGGGAUCAUAUCCUCAUGCUGGGGGACGAGAUCCACAUCCUGUGGUUACGCCCUGCGCGGCGGUCCAAGAGCGCGUACUGGUUCUUCGCAAUCCGGUACACUGCGUUCGUCGGGAAUCUACUCAUCACGUUGGGCAUGUUCUACCCGACUGUUUCUCCCGAGCUCGUGCUCGUGUUCAUGCAGGCGCUCGUAGCCAUGGUCAUGUUCCUCCGCAUCUACGCACUGUACAACCGCUCCCGCCGCGUGCUCGCCGGGCUCAUCGCGGUGUGCAUCCCCCUCGUCGCGCUCAUUGCGUGGUCGCUUGUCGGGCAGAAGACGCGGCCCGCGCCGAUGCUCUCCGGCGGGUGCAAUCUGCUGAUGUCCCGUCGAACGUCAAAUCACGUCGUCGGGGCGUGGUUCGCCCUCUUCAUGUACGACUCGGUGAUCUUCGGGUUGACGAUCUACAAAACGUACUCGACGUGGCGGAGGGCGGGAUCUCCCGAACACCUUCCGAUACAUGCUCUCAUCUUCCGCGACGGCGUGCUCUAUUUCGGUGCUCUCGCCUUGAUCAACUUCUCCAACAUCAUCACGUUUUACCUGGGCGGGCCCCUCCUUCGCGGCUCGAUGUCGACCUUCGCCAGCUGCGUCUCGGUGUCACUGAUGGCGCGGCUGAUGCUCAACCUGCACCGCAAGGCCGACGCGGGUGUCUUCGACGGCACGAUCCACCUCAGUCACAUAUCCAUACCCCCCAUCGCUGGCGCAGACGAGCAAGACGCGGCGGGGCAGGACGUGGAGGCGGAUGCCAUCGCACUGGCAAGCGGGCGACGACUGAUGGGGGAAAUCGAGACCCCCACGACGGCGACGUUCGUGCACGAGCCGGCCGUGGUCGAGCAGAGACGGAGUCAGGGGGAUGAUUGGACUGUUUGAAUACCACGGGUGUUGUUUGUAAUGGGUGAUUUUGCAUGUGCAAAUUCGG